Messenger RNA from Fukomys damarensis (Damara mole-rat), 3579 nucleotides. RefSeq names its product fatty acid desaturase 3 (gene Fads3). NCBI's taxonomy places the organism in Eukaryota, Metazoa, Chordata, Mammalia, Rodentia, Bathyergidae. The transcript has 14 exons. The record is from RefSeq and is a predicted model, not a curated record. Gene Ontology annotation, cellular component: membrane. The coding region runs from base 1 to 1488 and encodes 495 amino acids. Gene Ontology annotation, biological process: lipid metabolic process. Gene Ontology annotation, molecular function: oxidoreductase activity, acting on paired donors, with oxidation of a pair of donors resulting in the reduction of molecular oxygen to two molecules of water.
AUGAGAUGCAUUUGGAAAACGUUCCAGGAUAUUGCAAAAAGCAACAUUGGUAUCUCCGCCUACUUGCUCCGCCCAUCCUCGGCGGGGUGGACUCCUGACAGCUAUGGGGACCACCGAGCCUGGCUGGAGAACUUCCCCGGGGCAGCGCUGGCCGACGCCCCUGACCCUCACUUGCACCCCAGUGAAUCCCUGAGCGCCCGCCUCCUCUGCCCCUCUCCUUCAUGCAUCCCUGCCCGCAUCCCUGGGAAGACUGGACCUGGGGGCCCUUCAGAGUCACCCCACGUCCCGUCUCCACCCCAGUGGGCGCAGCGGCACCCGGGCGGCAGCCGCCUCAUCGGCCACCAUGGAGCGGAGGACGCCACGGACGCUUUCCACGCCUUCCACCAGGACCUCGGCUUCGUGCGCAAGUUCCUGCGGCCCCUGCUGGUCGGCGAGCUGGCCCCGGAGGAGCCCGGCCGAGACGGGCCUCAGAACGCCCAGCUCCUCGCAGACUUCCGAGCCCUGUGCCAGGUGGCCAAGGACAUGCAGCUGUUCAGGGCCGACCCUGCCUUCUUCGCCCUCAUGCUGGGCCACAUCCUGGCCAUGGAGGUGCUGGCCUGGCUGCUCGUCUACCUCCUGGGCCCCGGCUGGGUGCCCAGCACGCUCGCCGCCCUCAUCCUGGGCGUUUCCCAGGCUCAGAGCUGGUGUCUGCAGCAUGACCUCGGCCACUCCUCCGUCUUCCUCACGUCACGGUGGAACCGCGUGGCCCAGCAGUUCGUCAUGGGGCAGCUGAAGGGCUUCUCCGCCCACUGGUGGAACUUCCGCCACUUCCAGCACCACGCCAAGCCCAACGUCUCCCACAAGGACCCCGACGUCACGCUGGCGCCCGUCUUCCUGCUGGGGGAGUCAUCUGUGGAGUAUGGCCGGAAGAAGCGCAGAUACCUGCCCUACAACCGCCAGCAUCUCUACUUCUUCCUCCUCGGGCCCCCGCUGCUCACCCUGGUGAACUUCGAGGUGGAGAACCUGGUAUACAUGCUCGUGUGCCUGCAGUGGGCGGACCUGCUCUGGGCUGCCAGUUUCUACGGCCGCUUCUUCCUGGCCUACGUCCCCUUCUAUGGCGUCCACGGGGCGUUGCUGCUCUACGUGGCCGUUAGGGUCCUGGAGAGCCACUGGUUCGUGUGGGUGACACAGAUGAACCACAUCCCUAGGGACGUGGGCCAGGACAGGCACCGCGACUGGGUCAGCCUGCAGCUGGCGGCCACCUGCAACGUGGAGCCAUCACCCUUCGUCGACUGGUUCAGCGGGCACCUCAACUUCCAGAUCGAGCACCACCUCUUCCCCACGAUGCCCAGGCACAACUACCGCAGGGUGGCCCCACUGGUCCAGGCGCUGUGUGCCAGGCACGGCCUGCUCUACGAGGUCAAGCCCUUCCUCAGAGCCAUGGUGGACAUUGUUGGGUCCCUGAAGAAGUCUGGUGACGUCUGGCUGGACGCCUACCUCCACCAGUGAAGUCGGGGCAGACGGCCGGGGACCCGAGCCUACGCCCCCAAGGAACCGCUGCCCACCGGCAGGCCCUGUCCCGUGGACCCUGUGGCACGGAGGGAGGUGUGGCAACCACACCUCGGCACAGCAUGUUUUCCCACACCAGAAUCAGGGAAAACUGUUAUUUUUAUAUAAAAGCCAACCCAGAGUGCUGUGGAGCAGAGUGAUGAAUGUGAAUGGAUUUAGGGACUGGGAGCUGUCCCGGCUCUCUGGCUGGGGAGCCUGGGGGUGCCAGGGGUGGAGGCAGAGUGCAGGUGUCUGCUCAGGGCUUUUCCAGAAGCAGGGUCCCCCACCAGCUGCAGGGUCCACUUCCCCAGGGUCGCCCCGUGGAGAGGAAAGGCCCAAGUACUGUGAUUCUUGCCCCCGCAACCCCACAGAGGUGGGGAGAUGCUGUGUCCCCCCCAAAGCCCCCCACAGGCGGCUCUGCCUGUGAACCUCAUCCCAAGGCCCAGCCUGUUGCUCGCGUGACUAUGGGUGUCCAGGGUGCUGAGCAGGGAGUGAUGGCUGUGUGGUUCCUUGCCCUCCUUUCCUACCCAGGAGCCCCCUGCCCAGCCCAGGCCCACACAGCUGCUGGAUUGGGCACCUGGGGUAGGGGUAUGGGGCACCCUCCGCAGCUCACACCCCCAGGCCAGGACCCCACCAGCCACGAAGCCUUUGCCCUCUUUCUGGGGUCUAUGGGGGUGGGGUGUGGAGGCCAAGCCCUGCCCUGGCCAGGACUCAAGGUUGCGUGACCUGGGAAAAGUGAUUCAGCCUCCCUGAUCCCAGUGCUACCUCCUAGGUGAUGGAAAACAAAAGGGUCACGUUUUGUGGCCUGGUCCACCCCUUGCCCUGGGCCCAAGUCUCAUUUUGCUCCUGAGAGCAGGAGGUACUGCUCACCCCUGAACAGAGCCCCUGCCUAAGCGCAGGACCGGCAGGCCUGCCUGGGUGUCCCUGCCCGACUGUGCACACCCCCGGGACCCUCCCUGAGGUCCCCUCCGUGCCCCCGGCGCCUGGGGAAUGGGCCACCCCCACUCAGCCCAGCUCCUCGCCCCCAUAGGUCUCUUGUUUGGUCACAGAACAAAAUGGGACACAGCACAGGAAGCUCCUCAGGGCCUGAGACCCUGUGCUCCCCGCCGCCCCUUCUGUGACCCGCAGCCCUGAGCAGCUCCUCAGGUUACGGCCUCGGUGUGGGUGGCCUGGGACCCAGCCCGCCUGCCGCAGGUCGGGGACUGACCAACGCUCCUGCUGGCCCCAGCCCCACAAGCUCAGGCUUGUGCCAUGGCUUCCCCACAAUGCAGUGGCUGGCAGCCCACCUGCCACACCACAUACGGGGCAGACGGUGCAACACCGUGCGUGGCUGUGGUGUCCCGGCGUGCUGGGUGGCGUGCGUCCCAGGGCACAGGAAGCACAACUGGCCCACACAGGCGGGGCCAGCCAGACCCAGCAGCUCCUGUGCGGGGCGGAGCAGCGACACACAGCAGUCGAGGCUGUGUGGGUCGGUGGCUGCCAACCUCUGCUCAGCCCUUCUUGCCCAAGGCCAUGUCUCCCUCCCAGCGCCCGAGGAGCUCGCAGGCCGCAGGCUGGAGUGGCCCCUGCGAUAAGCCUGUGAGCGCCCGCCCAUGGCCAGCCUUAUCUGCUCCACUCUGCCAACUGUCUGGGGCCCCCGCCCCCACCUGCCCCAGGAAGCCUGGCAAGGAGCAGCCAUGUGGCCUCGGGCCGGUCCCUCUUCCCUCAGGUCUCAGCUGCCCACCGUGGACCGCAGCAGUCGGGGUCUGAUGCCCAUGGUGUGGAGCUGUGGACCAUGGGCUGUCCCACCUGCGGCAGGAAGUAACCUGGGCACUGGGCAGAGCCGGGCGGCUGAGCGGGAAAGGCCACGGGGCAGUGCCUGGGGCCACAUCCAGGGCCACUCUGUGACCUGGCUUCCCCUGCCACCCAGCCCUGCUUCAGACCCCAGAGCCUCUGGCGUGGGCGAGAGGCGCGGGGUGGGGCCCAUCUGCCCCGCACCCCCAGGCCAGGCCCGUACCUGGCUCCCCAGCCCCCCAAGCCCACACCCGACGUCAGCAGUGGGAAGCUUGCCGG